UCUGGUGGGGAGAUGUGGCCGCCUCAUCAUCCUCCAGUCGCAGCCAUCUCAUGAGGGAACGCGCAUUACCGCCGCCAUCUUAGCAGACGGACCCACAACAAUAACAAUACUAGGCGGCUGGGAACGAGCGCCACGGCCAGAGAGCAGGGCACCGGGACGUGUCGCUCGCUAACGCCGGGUUCUCGCGGCCGUGCUGAGCGGCCAGGCCCUACUUGUCUGAUGAGUGCCGGGAGUGGGCUGCGUUGUGACGGGGGGCUGAGCUACGACACGGCGGUCCCGGGCUAAUGCGACCAGGAGACGACAACGUACAUCGACCACUGUUGUGUAAAUCAAAAGCGACCCAGGAUGAAAAGAGGAAGAAUGGCCAGUGACACCAGCAUUGGGUUAUCAGUCGGAGAGUUGGGGGAAUUGUCAAAAAAGCCAAAGAGCACCCGGGACGAAGCCACGGAGCCUUCUGAGGGUCACGAUUGGGGGAAUCUACUUCCUGACAUCAUUCUGCAGAUUUUUCAGUAUUUGCCUCUCUUGGAUCGUGCACAUGCCUCCCAAGUGUGCAGAAACUGGAAUCAUGUGUUUCACAUGCCCGACCUCUGGAGAUGCUUUGAAUUUGAGCUCAAUCAGCCGGCUACUUCUUACUUAAAGGCGACACAUCCUGAUCUGAUCAAACAGAUCAUAAAGAGGCACUCGAAUCACCUGCAGUAUGUCAGCUUCAAGGUUGAUAGUAGUAAGGAAUCGGCAGAAGCUGCAUGCGAUAUUCUUUCUCAACUUGUAAACUGCUCUUUGAAAACACUUGGAUUGAUUUCAACUGCUCGACCAAGCUUUAUGGAUUUACCAAAGUCACACUUCAUCUCUGCUCUCACUGUUGUGUUUGUCAACUCAAAGUCACUAUCCUCGCUUAAAAUUGAUGAUACUCCGGUUGAUGAUCCAUCUCUGAAAGUGCUAGUGGCCAACAAUAGUGACACCCUAAAGCUUUUGAAAAUGAGCAGCUGUCCACACGUUUCUCCUGCAGGAAUUCUAUGUGUCGCAGAUCAGUGUCAUGGUCUGCGGGAAUUGGCUUUGAAUUACUACUUACUGAGCGAUGAGCUGCUGCUGGCAUUGUCCUCUGAGAAGCACGUGCGGUUGGAACACCUGCGUAUCGAUGUUGUCAGCGAGAACCCAGGGCAAACACACUUUCACGCCAUUCAGAAAAGCAGCUGGGAUGCUUUAAUAAAGCAUUCUCCUAAGGUGAACCUAGUCAUGUACUUCUUCCUUUAUGAAGAGGAGUUUGAUCCGUUUUUCCGCUACGAAACGCCAGUCACACACCUGUACUUUGGGAGAUCUGUAAGCAAAGAAGUGCUUGGCCGUGUUGGCAUGACAUGCCCUCGGCUCGUGGAGUUGGUUGUUUGCGCUAAUGGACUUCGACCUCUUGAUGAAGAACUGAUUCGCAUUGCAGAGCGAUGCAAGAGCCUGACGGCCAUUGGACUUGGGGAGUGCGAAGUCUCUUGCUCUGCAUUUGUAGAGUUUGUAAAGAUGUGUGGUGGUCGCCUGUCCCAGCUUUCAAUCAUGGAGGAAGUUUUAAUCCCCGAUCAGAAGUUUAACUUGGAGCAAAUUCAUUGGGAAGUUUCAAAGCAUCUUGGCAGAGUCUGGUUUCCAGACAUGAUGCCUACUUGGUAGGAUUUGAAGCUGAUCUACUACCUGUGGUUCUAUGGAAGAGCACCUUAAAUCUUUAGCACGAUUGCAUGACAAGCUAAUAAACUCAUCUGCAGUUUUUGCUUUAUUUAAUAGUGUGCAGGAACUAAUUUAUUACAGUCACAUUAUAGUUUGGAAUAUUUAGGGACCAUAGAUUUGGACAUGCAUUUAAUCCACGGGAUUCAGAUAAAUUAGUGGAAGCUGAGCCAGGGAUAAUUUGUUCGGUGUCGCACUUAAUCCGUUGAUUUUAAGCCUUUUAUUUAGUGCAAAAUUUCGAAAAGGUACAUUUUAUCUUGCAGGGACCUAAUUUUGGCUUUUACAUUUUUUGUGUACUCAAUAAAGAGACCCUACUUUGCUUGUCA
Bufo gargarizans (Asiatic toad) is the source of this 2027-nucleotide messenger RNA. RefSeq names its product F-box and leucine rich repeat protein 3 (gene FBXL3). Gene Ontology annotation, biological process: G2/M transition of mitotic cell cycle; entrainment of circadian clock by photoperiod; SCF-dependent proteasomal ubiquitin-dependent protein catabolic process. The record is from RefSeq and is a predicted model, not a curated record. Gene Ontology annotation, molecular function: protein binding. Lineage: Eukaryota; Metazoa; Chordata; Amphibia; Anura; Bufonidae. Gene Ontology annotation, cellular component: SCF ubiquitin ligase complex; cytosol; nucleus.